Molecule: messenger RNA, 1569 nt
Organism: Darwinula stevensoni
Lineage: Eukaryota; Metazoa; Arthropoda; Ostracoda; Podocopida; Darwinulidae
Source: the annotation of a GenBank genome assembly
GACUCUGAAGACUAUAACAAGAAGUAUGUGGACAGUUGGUUACAGCAAGUUGUGGCCACUUCAGCUUGCAGAUCCUCUCCUAGGAAAACUGGUGCAGUGCAGGCACUCAUCCACCGAGAUGAGAAGAAAAAUGUCACGAGUGCUACUGCUAUGGAUACAGAUGAGACUGGAAGUCAGGAUCUUCUUGCCAGUGUUACAAUCAUCAGACCAGAGUCAGGUGAUGAACAGGGAGAACAACAAAGGGCAGCUGAAAAGAAUGAAGAGGAAGAAUCUCCAGAUGUCAUAUAUGGUACUCCAAAUUCCAGUGCAUUUCCUGUAUCCACCUCAAUCAACGAGAGUCUCAUUUCCUCAGAAGACCCAGACUCCUGGAAUGUCCCUGGUCCAUCAGGAAUCCAGACUAAGAAACAGCCUCCAUCCAAGCAGCCCCAUAACAUUCCUUGUGUGGUUGAAGUGAUACAGGAGAGGAUAAUUCCCAGAAACUCUGAAAAAACCAAAGGAAUGGACCAAAAAACACUACAGAGUGGAGUUUGUGUUGAGGUGACUCAGUUGGACACUAACAAUGCUGGAACAGAAGUGGAGUCUAGAUAUGCAAGUUCAGCCUCUCGGGAUGCCCCUGGCACAUCAGGAAUCCAGACUAAUGAGGAGCAGCACCUCAGUAAUGGUUUGGGGGAAGAGGGGGCAAAACAGAAAGUAAUUGCAGAAAACUUGCAAAAAGCCAGUGACAUGAAUCAAGAAACACAAACAAGAAGACCUUGUGAGGCUUCAAGGAAUGAUAGUGAUAAUUCUUCAAGUGGUGUGUCACUUCUCUUCCCAACUUCCCCUCCACAACCUUCCCAUAGGAGUAGCACAGUCGAGGAGAUUCACAGCCCCCGCAAUGAACCCAGUCCUACUGACAGUGAAUCCCUGACAGAAUUCAAGCACAAGCCAAAACCUCGCCCACCACCUUCACUCAUGUUCAAGCAUGUAGAAGCACGGAGAAGAGAUGCAGUUGCCUCUGUUCACCCACAGGAAAAACAGGCUGGUCCCAGGUGUUCCCAAAAAGACCCCAAGAACCUUGUGGGCAAUACAGAACCCCAGGGGCACCAAAGAAUAAAGUCUGAUCACCAUCAAGUGGUGCUGAGGGAUGGGAGGACUCUGCUCGGAUACCUCAGAUCUGUGGAUCAGUUUGCCAACCUCGUACUUCAUCGUACAGUUGAGAGAAUUUAUGUUGGGAAGAAGUAUGGUGACAUGGACAGAGGUGUAUUCAUUGUUCGUGGAGAGAAUGUUUGUCUUCUUGGAGAAAUUGUAAGUUCAAAGUUUGUGGUUGAUUUGCAUAAGGCAAAUCUAAACAAUGCUGCUGUAGAUGAAGAAAAAGAAGCACAUAACCCCCUAGAAAAGGUGUCAUUCAGUGAAAUCUUGGAAGAGCAACGACAUGAGCAGGAAGCAAAACAGGAGAAGGAAAGACUACGCAUGAAGUUCUUCAGCGAGAGAGGCCUUGUAGCCUUGAUGAUGGAGCUUUGCACAAAUGCUUUUGUCCUUAGUUUCGGCAGCAGCGUCAUGUACCGGAAGAAAAUCAUGCCAGAGCGCUGA